This is a messenger RNA of Lytechinus pictus (painted urchin), 8010 nucleotides long. Its product is annotated as transmembrane 9 superfamily member 4-like. NCBI's taxonomy places the organism in Eukaryota, Metazoa, Echinodermata, Echinoidea, Temnopleuroida, Toxopneustidae. The record is from RefSeq and is a predicted model, not a curated record. Gene Ontology annotation, biological process: protein localization to membrane. Gene Ontology annotation, cellular component: membrane. The transcript is spliced from 18 exons. Bases 369 to 2240 code for a protein of 623 amino acids.
GACACAGUCACGAGCGAGUGUCGAGUUUAGUAAGGGUGAGUUAGGCAUGUGUAGGCACGUUUUGAAUCGUCUAUAUCCGUAGGCCUUCCACGUAUGCAAACACUCAGCGACAUAUACGACCCAAAUUCGAACGCGAUCUUGUGCCGAAACUUCGGGGGAGCUAGCUAGCUAGAACUGCCCGGAUCGGAAGCCUUGGCUCAUUCACCGUUUCUGCCGGUACUCGGUAACGUAACUCAGUCUCAGUUGUCGGGAGUACAUCUCGAUUUUAAUUUUUAUAAGUGAUAAGACAAGUGCUGUGAACCGAGGACAGGUCCAGCUUAGUCCAGUUUUCGCCAUUAAAUUGCAAGUUGAGAAAACCGAAAUAAACGAUGUGGUCAAUUGCGGUACUUGUGCUCGUUGCAGCCAGUAUGGCAGAUGCUUUCUAUGUUCCUGGUGUUGCCCCCGUCGAGUUCACCAAAGGACAAGACGUCGCCAUCAAGGGAGUAAAGCUGACAAGUACAAAGACUCAGCUACCCUACGAAUACUACUCCGUGAAACUGUGCCCUCCAGUCGCCGGCAAUAUUGUCCAUGAAUCAGAGAAUCUUGGAGAAGUGUUGAGAGGAGAUAGGAUCGUCAAUACAAACUAUAUGGUCAAGAUGAAGACUGACCACAGUUGUUUGGUUCUUUGCGAGGUAGAGUUCGACAAAAAAGAAUUGAAGACGCUCGUCGACAGGAUCAAAGAAGAUUACAGCGUUCAUUUGAUUUCAGACAACCUACCAGCUGCUACUAAAAUUCAAAUAGAUAAUGAAGAUGAGUUCCAGUAUGCUCAUGGCUACAAGCUGGGUUUCGUCGCUAACAAAAAGAUUUACUUGAACAAUCACCUUGAAUUGGACAUGAAAUCACAUAAACUGACACCCGAAGGGGAAGAGUAUCGUAUUGUCGGCUUUGAGGUGCGUGCUCGUAGUUUGAAGCAUGAAACGGGUAAGAAGUCUGAAGACGAGUGCGUCGCACCACCCCCGGAACAAGACCCUCCCGCAGAAGCUAUGGAAAUAACAGAAGGAGGCGAUAAACAGACCAUAGUGUUUUCAUACGGCGUUCACUGGGAGGAUAGUGACAUCGUCUGGGCUUCACGAUGGGACACCUAUCUGGCCAUGAGCGAUGUCCAGAUCCACUGGUUCUCAAUCAUCAAUUCACUUGUGGUUAUCUUCUUUUUAGCUGGUAUUUUGACCAUGAUCAUGAUCAGGACACUCAGAAGAGAUAUUGCAAGAUACACUGAUGAUGAUGGGGAGGACACGACUGAGGAAACCGGUUGGAAACUGGUUCAUGGUGAUGUCUUCAGACCCCCUAGAUACAAGCAGCUCUUAGCAGCUCUGGUAGGCGCUGGGGUGCAGAUCCUUAGUAUGGCACUUAUAACAAUCGUGAUUGCUAUGUUUGGUAUGCUGUCUCCUAGCAGUCGAGGAGCUUUGUUGAAUGCUGCCCUCUUCGGCUUUGUCUUCUUUGGUGUGUUUGCAGGUUACUUCUCUGGAAGACUUUACAAGACAAUGAAAGGCACAAGAUGGACCACAGCUGGCUUCAUGACUGCAACCAUUUAUCCAGCUAUCAUGUUUGGAACAGCAUUCUUCCUGAAUUUCUUCAUCAUGGGGAAGCAUUCGUCCGGAGCUGUACCUUUCCCGACGCUACUAGCCCUGCUCUGUAUGUGGUUCGGUAUCUCACUACCCCUCGUCUUCGUGGGCUAUUACUUUGGCUACAGGAAACAGCCGUAUGACCAUCCUGUAAGAACCAACCAGAUUCCAAGGCAAGUUCCUGAGCAAGUCUGGUACAUGAAUCCAUUCCUCAGCACAUUGAUGGCAGGAAUCCUACCAUUUGGUGCAGUUUUCAUUGAACUCUUCUUUAUUCUAACUGCAAUCUGGGAAAACCAGUUCUACUAUCUGUUUGGGUUCCUGUUCUUGGUAUUUCUCAUUCUCAUCGUAUCAUGUGGACAGAUCGCCAUCGUCAUGGUCUAUUUCCAGUUAUGUGGGGAGGACUACCACUGGUGGUGGAGAUCGUUCAUUGUGUCCGGUGGAUCAGCAUUCUAUGUAUUUAUAUAUUCAGUCUUCUACUUCAUUACCAAGCUGGAAAUCACCCAGUUUGUACCCGCCCUCCUGUACUUUGGUUACACUUUCAUGAUGGUCCUAACAUUCUGGAUCCUGACCGGAACGAUAGGAUUCUACGCAGCUUAUUAUUUUGUAUCCAAGAUAUACAGUGCAGUUAAGAUAGACUGAGCCCCUCCCCCCCUCCCCUCCGAGUCCCUCACCGCACCCCUCAACCUUCCCUACCCAUGUCAAAUGGCAUGUGGUUGUAUAUAGUUGAUAAGUACAUGUAAGUACAUAUAGAAGUAAAUAAGGAAUUGCGCAGAGCUGACAUCAUGUUAUCACAACUAGUGUGACUAUGAUAGCAGUUCAAGUGCUCAAUUUGUCAGCUCACUGGAAUAUUGCCACUCUGAGACCUGCCUAAGACACCGUUCUCACUAACGUCCUAAAACUAGUUUAAAGCGUAAUGAGAACGGUCAAAGCGGUCUUGGAAGCGAUCUUCCAAACCAGUUUGGAAAACCACCUCGUGAUGUAGUUUUCAAGAUCGCUUUGCCUCGUUGAACUGGUUUUACCGUAAGUGAGGACACAACCGUUCUUCUGGAAGCGAUCUUCGCACAUUUUGAUGGUGCGCUACUCCACGUACUUUGUGCAGUAUGCCUACGUUGUGGUUCCAAAUUUUGCGCGAAACAUGUUGCCCCACCGAGAGCAUUCCCAUAGCAACAAGACAACUUUACGUGAAGGCUGAUCAAAUGGGAACGCUAGCAAUGCGAUCUUCCAAACUGGUUUCCUGAACCGAUUUCCAGUAAGCUAGUUUUAGAAGUAUAAUGAGAACGGUGUCUAAUACUAUUUUUUUCAACAAAUCGUAUUUUUCAUUAAACCAUUGGAAGCUGAACCCGUAUAUAUGUGGGCUGGAGUCUAUAGAAAGCAUGCAUUAUAGCAAAAUUGUUCAGCCUCCAUAGGGAUAAAUAUGAAAGUUCAAAUAAGUAAAAUGAUCUUAUUUGAAUUUCAGAUUAACACUCUGAAUCCUCAUGUAAAAUAAAAAUCCUGCUUUGCUGCAAAUCUUGGGGUUGGAGUAAAGGCCAAAUCGUAGCCAAAGGAAAAAUAACCAUGACAUUGUGAAUUACAAUUAGGAGUUGAAUUUGCUUUCAUAACGGCAGGGAGGCUCUCUCUCUCUCUCUAUGGUGUCAUCUCAAAUUUUGUAAUCAAACCAAAUUUGGUAUUGCACAGGUUGGAAUGUUCAUAUCAAAUGCUAUUUCAGGUUUCUCCAAAAGUGGAUCACGAACAGAUCUUUUAGUGUGCGCUGGGCUUUAAGUGUCAUGUCUGCCACAUUGUUUUUUAUUGAGAUUUUCGAAUAGAGGAAGGAUGGUGUUGAAGCAAGAUGAGAAAUGUUUAUUUAUCCCCCCCCCCCCCGAAUGUGUGUAUCACAAAUCAUAGACCUAAUAGUAUUAUCAUCAUUUAUUCUAUAUUCUAGAUCAGUAGAGUGUAUGCUCUCAGACAAUAGGUACAAUGUCAUGCUGUUACAACGAAACCACUAACACAGCAUAGUUGCAUUAUAAUAGGCCAUAUAACAUGUCGCUUGACCAAAUUGUAAUCCUUAAUUUGUUUCAAUGACUCUUGCAAAGAAGGCAACAUCUUGUAGUUAUAUUUAUUAUCAUAUACAACGAGAAAAGGUUAUUUAUUCAAACUUUACCAAUCCAUUAUCUCUGUAUUUACCCAAUGUGAAAACAGAAUUUAGUGCAUUGUGAUGAAGACAAGGUGUCAAUAUUUUAGUGAGCUGACAUUACAACUAUUUAUGUUUAAAUCUUAAAGAUACUUUCUUGUUUUUUUUUAAAAGAGUAUUAUUAUGUUUGGAGACUUUGAUGUAUAUUUAUCUUAUCUGUCUUCUUACCUUUAUGAUUUAGUAUAUGUACAGUAUGUGUCCUGCAAAAGAACUGUUUUUCAAUGUAUUUUUGGAAGAUCAUACGUCUACAAAGGUUUAACAUUUUGGUCAAUCCAUUAAAAGCAUGUGAUGUAAAUCUAGUAAGUAACAGUGUCUAACUAAUCACAUUUUUUGCUUAACUAAUUUCUGGUUUCUCUGAGACAUUCCCUACACACAGGAAAAAGAGGGUUAAUUCACUGCUUUUAAACCUAUAAUAAUAUCCCAGUUUAUAUUAUAGUUUGUAGUCAUGUAGAAGCAAUCCUUGGAUCUGUUAGGGAAAGAAAUCUAUUAGAGCCAUAAACAAGAUUGCAAGAAAGUUUAUAAAUGCUUAACAUCAUGGGAUACCUCGUUUCAAAACCAAACUUUUCAGGAGUUAAAAUCUUGUAGAUGCACCCUUGAUUAUAAUUUUCCCCUCCUGUUUUCGGCAUAGUUACAUGCAUAUAUAUUUGCAAACUUCGAACAAUGAAUUCAUUUGAAAAUUUUAAGCAGUGGUUAUCACAGGUUGAUAGUGGCAAUAUUUCACAAUGUGAAUAAGCAAGGAUUUUGUGAUUGGCCAUUGCUUUUUAUGACUGGUUGCAAUCAUUUGUGGUAUGAACCAUAUAUAAAUAACACUGUUCUUGUAUAGUGCACAUCGCAUUAGGAUAAAAUGUCCCUAUGCGCUUCCAAAGGAGUUGGAUAUUAUUAACCUGGAUUUAGCCCCGACACCUUUUAUAGCACAUAAGCAUUUCAAGAAAUAAAUUCCUGCCAGGUUGAUUACAGCCCACUGAGGAUCAAUUUCUUGCUGAAAAUAAAAUCAUGCCAUGGCUAGGAUUUGAACCCCUGUCCUUCUGUUUCAAAGUCAGACGACUGAUCCACUGCGCCAUAAUCCUCCACAAAGCAUGAUAUCUUGAAAAGUGAAAAAUAAAUUAAAUUCAUCAUUUAAUUGUGGCUCAUAAGGGUUUAUCGUAUGUCAAAAACUUCAGACCAAAGAAAACAUCACUUCAAGAUAAACCCAUUUUAUACAAACAAGUAAUUAUGCAUACGAAACAAAAUACCUUUGGAGGGAGGAUCUUGAAAAGCACAUGAAUGGCUUGUUGGAAAUGAUACGCGCAUAAAAGGAAUAUACAAAACAAAUGAAGAUACCGGUACAUUGAAAUGGAAAUUGGAGUACAGUAAAGAAAAUAUACAAAAUAUAUAAACGAGAAUUAAUAUUAAAAUAUGCUUUCAUAAUUAAUGUAUGAAUCAAAGGCCAUUGUUUGUGUGUUCUUCAAUUUUAUCAUGCUUACAUGUAUGUGCAAUCAGAUUGAGUAUCAAGAUUGCUAUGGGCAGGUGUGGGUGGAAUUCUGUUGUACACAAGAAUUGAUGUUUGAUUAUUCUUUGAUUAACAUAGUGAAUACAAAUUUUAAAUUUGCAUUAUCAUUAACAAACACCUGUAUGAUGUAGUAGAAGGAGUGUAGUUUAUGCAUGUGUUUAUUUUCUUCUCUUUGUCUUACAGUCUAUAGAUAUUUCUAUGUUUUGGAACAGAUGUUUUUGAAGUGGAAAACAUGACCAAAUAAUGCUAUUGUGUGUCAAAUUUUUAUACAAGAAAACAAAAUGUAUGAUAUGAAUAUUUAUGUAGUGCUCUAGAUGUAAAAUUUAACUAUUUUUUUUUUGUACAAAACUUAUUGCAAAUGAAGAAAAUCAGUAAUGUUCUACACUGCACGGGGAUUGUAUCAGUGAUCGCCAUGCUUUUUCUGGGUCCAUGAUUUUGAAGAACUGUCGUAAUCCUAGGUAUACUCACCAGGGAGUGGGGAAUGUUCUGUUCUCCAAUGCAUGGGUAGUAUUGAAGGCUUUGUCACAUUUUUAUCUAAGCCCAUGAUAUGAGGAGCAAUCAGAAUUCUCGGAAUACACCAGGGGGAGAGGUAACGAUCAUCAUGUUCUCCAUUGCAAGGGAGUAUAAGAUCCAUCGUCAUGCUUGUGAUGAGAAUAUACCCAGGGAGUGGGGAAUGUUCUGUUCUCCACUGCAUGGGUAGUAUUGAAGGCAUUUUUAUCUAAGCCCAUGAUAUGAGGAACAAUCAGAAUUCUCGGAAUACACCAGGGGGAGAGGUAAAGGUCAUCGUGUUCUCCAUUGCAAGGGAGUAUUAGAUCCAUCGUCAUGCUUGUUGUGAUAAGAAUAUAACCCAGGGAGUGGAGAAUGUCAUGUUCUCCACUGCAGACGGAUGGGGGUGUCAUGCUUUUUUUCUGAGCCCAUGGCUUGAAGAACAUUUGUAAUCCUUACACGUAGCAUACACCCCCAGGGAGUGGGGAAUGUUAUGUUCUCCAUUGCAAGGGAAUUCAAUUUGUAUGAACCAAGUGUUACCAUUUCAGGCAAUCCCUAUAGAGUUUCAAUUGAAUUUAUGUUUGAGUUAUAAUGAUAUUUACUAGCACAUGCUGGCAGUGUAUCUAUGAACUGGCUCAUUAGCAGGGUAAUGAUAUCAGCAGUUAUAAACAUUGUAUUCAGUGCUAUGUGAUUUUAAAAAAAUUAAAAAUUAUUACUGGGAGACAAACUACAUGUAGCUCAACAGAAAUUUGCUUUAAUAGGCACAUGUCAUAGUCAUGUCUUUAAUGGAGGAAUCUCCCAAGGGUGUUUUCAUUUGUCGAUCUCUAUACUCUAUCAUAGAUGGACAAGACAACAAAGCCCCAUCUUACAAAGUUACGAUUGAUCCAAUCAACUGUAACUAUGGAAAUCCAUUAGUGUCAUAAUUUUUUUCUACAGGAAAUUUGCAAAAUGUGCUUUGCAAACGAAGGAGAACACACCAAAUUGUCAAGAAAUCAAUGAAUUUAUGUAAUAUACAUUCAUAUCUAGAAUUUUUUUAAACAUGCAUUUUAUAUGUUGACUUUGCUGGCUUUCCAUAGUUGCGAUUGAUUGGAUCAAUUGCGAUUGAUUGGAUCAAUUGCAACUCUUUGUCAAACGGGGCCCAGGGAUGCAGGAAAGCUGUACAAUGAUAGUGGUUUUCCUGCGAAAAGACUUCACUGCAUCUUUCCUGCAACCCUGUUUGUUUGUCUAUGAUGAAACGUGAUGAAGAGCAAUGGAAAGACGUUUGCCAACUUCUGUGGCAAUUACACGUCUCUGACGUACAUGUAAUUGUAAGGGGCCAUUAACCUUCUUUUUUUUGCACUUGUUGUUUCAAAAAUAUAAUUAACCCUGAAUAGUAGCUUUUCUUUGCAUAGCACAUUGCAGUUUGACCUUUUUUUUAAUAUCGAUCUAGUUCAUAUACAUGUACUUUCCAAUGAAAGUGUGCUGGAGGUCAGAUACUCUCAUCGAUAACAUUAUUUGAGAACUCAGUUGCAUUUAAAUUAGUUCUGAAACUCAAAAUGUCUUCUUCCUUGUUAAGUGGGUAUUCGGCUCUUAAGCAUGACUUUAUACAAAUUGGAAUGUGCUUUGCAGCUGUGUAUUUCAAAUUCAUGAUUGUGGGACCUCAGUUGGAUUCUUAUACAUACAUCGAAGGAUAUGAUUUAUUUGUGUAAAGUUUGAUUAAACAUACAUCAGUAACAUGUAUUGUUAAUGAUGCUGAAUAUUGCUCCCCUUUGUCGCGUUCCAUCACGCACGUCUGCACAUUAUGUAUCAACAACUUGUAAUAUCCUUGUUUUGUUCAUUUUGGCUGCUUGCAAUCUCUGACAAAACUUUUUUUUCCUUUAUUUUGUUUUAAUUUAAUUUUGUUAUUUUAUUUCAAACUUAGGCUUGUCCUGCUUUAUUUGUUGAAAACAAGACGAUGCAUGGACUUUAUAUACUCAAUCUAUAUAGAUGAUUAUUAUAUUCAUUCAUAAUGCAGUAUUGUGUCAUUCUAAUUUCAUGAUUAUACAGAGGAUAUACAAUCGGAAGUGCUAUCCGAAAACAUAAUUUUGUAGUCGGCUUAGCAAGUUCCCUUAUAUCUUUCAGUGAUCUCAGUUUCUUUGAGAUGGGAUGGUGGGCUGUGUUUUUCAGUUGUAAGUCCACUGAAUGGAUAUGUAAAAAUGAUGAUAAAAUUUUUCAAGAUGUAUAUUGGUACUUCAAAUGUACAUGUAUUUGCUGAAUCACUUGUAGCAUUAAAAUGUAUGAGCCUUGAA